AUGCCUAACAUCGCGCCCAUUACCGGAAAGCUCAGGAAGCGCUUCUGGCUCGACCUCACCACCGCCCUCGGCCUCGGCGUCAGCGCCGGCUACACUUUCUGGUAUGGCGUGCACCUCAAGCAUGUCCAGCGCCAGGAGGAGCUUUACCUGAGGCUCGAGCGGGCCAGGCAGCAGGAGCAGUAA
This is a messenger RNA of Trametes versicolor FP-101664 SS1, 183 nucleotides long. RefSeq names its product cytochrome c oxidase subunit VIIa. The record is from RefSeq and is a predicted model, not a curated record. The transcript has 3 exons. Lineage: Eukaryota; Fungi; Basidiomycota; Agaricomycetes; Polyporales; Polyporaceae. Gene Ontology annotation, biological process: mitochondrial electron transport, cytochrome c to oxygen. Bases 1 to 183 code for a protein of 60 amino acids.